GAAGUGCAGAGACUUCAAAGUUGUGUUUUGACGGCAGUGUUGGGUGGACCUCUAGCACUUUCUGCACCUACGUCCUGUGUACUUUCCACCUCCUAGGGCGUCACUGUCAGCGCCUGCACCACCUGCUGCUCUUGCUGCUUCCUGCUGGUGCGCUACAGGACAAUGGCAGGGAGAUGGCAGUUAUGUAUAUUGGCAGCUUUAACAUUCUACUUGUUAAUGUGUGGAGUAGAAGCUGAUGAUGAAGUAACCGUCACAGAGGAGAAAUUACAAGAGGAAGAUGAAGUGGAAGAAGUCAUUUAUGCCACACCAAAGAUGAUAGAAGGUGUUUACCUUAUGGAAACAUUUGAUGAUGUGGCAACUUUUGAGGAUGCUUGGGUUAAGUCUCAAGCCAAAAAAGAUGGUGUGGAUGAGAAUAUUGCAAAAUAUGAUGGGGUUUGGUCUAUUGAGCCUGCUGAGCGAAUGGCUUUGACUGGGGAUCGUGGACUGGUAUUGAAAUCAAAGGCAAAACAUGCAGCAAUUGCAGUCUCUCUCAAGAGACAAUUUACUUUUUCUACGAAACCUCUAGUUGUGCAGUAUGAAGUUAACUUGCAGAACGGUCAAGAGUGUGGCGGAGCUUACAUUAAGCUGUUGAGUGCUCAAGAAGGAAACGUGGAUUUGAAGAAAUUCAACGACAAGACUCCUUACACUAUUAUGUUUGGACCGGACAAGUGUGGUAAUGACCAUAAACUCCACUUUAUAUUCAGGCAUACCAAUCCUCUUACUGGUGAGAUAGAAGAGAAACAUGCAAAGAGACCACGUGACAAGCUUGAAGAGCCAUUCAAAGACAAGAAGCCACACUUGUAUACUCUAAUUAUUCGACCAGACAACACUUUUGAAAUUAGUCUUGAUCAAGAGGUGAUAAACUCUGGAAGCUUGCUUGAAGAUUUUUCUCCACCAGUGAACCCACAAAAGGAUAUAGAUGAUCCUGAAGACUUCAUGCCUGAUGAUUGGGAUGAGAGAGAGAAAAUUCCUGAUCCAGAUGCUACUAAGCCAGAUGACUGGGAUGAAGAUGCUCCAAUGCAAAUUGCAGACCCUGAUGCAGUGAAGCCUGCUGGGUGGUUAGAUGAUGAACCAGAGAUGGUUCCUGACCCAACUGCUGAGAAACCUGAAGAUUGGGAUGAUGAAAUGGAUGGAGAAUGGGAGGCUGCUUUGAUAAACAACCCUGUGUGCUCUGAAGCUCCAGGUUGUGGAGAGUGGAAACCUCCAAUGAUCGACAAUCCAAAUUACAAGGGAAAAUGGCGACCAGCCAUGAUUGACAAUCCUAACUAUCGUGGGAAGUGGAAACCCCGCAAAAUCCCAAAUCCUGACUACUUUGAGGACUUGGAGCCCUUCAAAAUGACACCCCUUGGUGCUGUUGGUAUAGAGCUGUGGUCUAUGUCCGACAAUAUACUCUUUGACAACCUAAUUAUUACUGAUAAUGUUGCUGAUGCCAAUCGGUUGGCCCAAGAGACAUUUGACCUCAAAGUGAUGAAGAUGGAGAAAGGACAGGUUGGCGUUUUCCGACGAAUCCUAAACUACUCCAAUAAGCAUCCCUGGCUGUAUGCUAUCUACGUUCUGCUUGUGGCCAUCCCUGUAGUUUUGAUAAUUACUUGUUGCUGUGCAGAAGUAAAGGACACAAAGGCUGAUAAGGAUGCUGAGCAUAAGAAGACUGACGAGCCUACUGAAGAUGAUCCCCAGAGAGAGGGGGAAACAGACAGAGCAGAGGAAGAGAGAGAUGCAGAGGAAGAGCAGGAUGGAGCUGAAGGAGAGGGUGACCCCAUAGAUGGAGAGAGAGAGGACUCUGAGGAACAUGGAAGAGGUGAAGGAGAGCCUGACACGAGCGAAGAACGAGGGGAAGUUGAAGAAAAGCAUGCAAGUAGUGAUCUUAAAAGUGACAAGCAAACUUCAGAUGCUGUAGAUGGUGAGGCUGCAGAGGAAAGUGAAGAGAGCGAUAAGGAAGAGCAGAAAACAGGCAAAGACAGUGAAGCAGAGGAUGGUCAGAUUCGUACUUCUCCCAGGCUUCGCAAGGUUCGAAGAGACUAAACUACAUUGAAUUUUAAUGUUAAAGUAUGCUAGAGACAGAAGUGGUAAUAGAGCUCAUGUUUUGAAAAAGGAGCAGAUUUUAUGAUUGGACUUUUAUAUGAGGCCUUAUGAUACUAAUUAUUACAGUAUAAGCAUUUUUAUGCAAAACUCAGUAAUUAUGUUAUGAACUUUGCUGUUUUUUUGUUUUUUUGGUAAUGAAAAUAUUUUUGUCUAAAUGUUAUAAAAAAGUACUUUAUUUUAUUUUUUGUAAAGGUGUUGUGAUCUUGUUAUAUUUGCACCAUUACAAUAUAACCUAGUCAGGGUAGGAUCAUUAAGAACAAAAGGGCAGUUGAAAGAAGUUGGUCUAUUGCUUCAGUAUUUAAGCUUUGGUAGUCUGAAGCAUCUCUGGUCAUUUCUUCAGGUUGGAAAAAAAAUGAUGAAAAUAUAAAGUACUGCAGUACUUAAUUUUUUUUUUUUUUAAGGAACCACUUUUUUUUCUGUAGUUCCUAUAAUAUGCACAUCAGUUUCUUGUGGUAGCAUUUAUUUUUGGUUUUGUUAAUUUGUAAGAGGGAUUUUAUACAUCUAAAAAAUUUAAUAGAAAUUAAUUUAUUCUAACUUGCAUGACAGACUAAUUGGUUCCAAAAUGUUUGUCAUACCAUCCUUCACCAUUAGGCAAGGGAACUAUGGGUUAUAUAAUCUUAAAACUGAGGUAAUGCCUUAUGGUAUAUAAAGAAUCUUUAUGCAGACUUUUAUUAGUAGACUAAUGUAUUUACUCCAUUCCUUAUUGAUAAGUGUAAUUUUUGUAAUGUCUUUAGUAAAAAGCUGAAUUUAAAUUAAUUUUAAGAUUACUACUUGUCUGGUAGGAAACUUAGUUGAAUACAGUAUUUUUGUUAAGCAUAGUUUGAAAUGAAGUUCAACAUUUUUGUAAGGGAAAGGAUUAGGGGUGGGAGGGGGUAAGGGCUUUCAUAUUGGUCUGACUGCACAUUGCACUGAUAGUGCAGUUUUGCAUUGUACUGCACAUUGGCCAAGGCAAAAAAUAAGAUUCCUUUGCUAAUAAGGAAUAUUCUUUUAGUGAGGAAAAUGUUGAUUUGGCAGUAAACAUGCAGUGUAGAUACUUGUGUGCAUUUAAGUGAAUAUGGAUGUUGCUCUAUUCAUAUGCUGAUGCCCAGUGACCAUUAAUUCAUGGUUUUGAGUUGGUUAUUUAUUCCUGCCUGUAUGUUGUACAGAAGCUUUUACAAUAAAAAUUGAUUGCUAAA
Molecule: messenger RNA, 3296 nt
Organism: Cherax quadricarinatus
Lineage: Eukaryota; Metazoa; Arthropoda; Malacostraca; Decapoda; Parastacidae
Product: calnexin
Biological process (GO): protein folding
Cellular component (GO): endoplasmic reticulum membrane; endoplasmic reticulum
Molecular function (GO): calcium ion binding
Source: RefSeq, a predicted model, not a curated record